GUCCACUCAUAGCCGACUCACAUGCAAAAUUCAACCUGUCACACAUGAAGACACAAACGUCUCUCUUCCUCAGCUCAGUCAUUGCUGGAGAGGCUGACCCACAGGAUCAUCUUCAAACUGGACGACGCGGCGCUCGAGAUCAUCUGCGGACUGUACGGGAGGAACCAGAAACUGAAACUGACUCCGUCAGACGUCCAGUUUCUCCAGCCGCCGGGUGCCACGCCCUCCCGACAGCUGCGAAUCCUCGUUCCUCUGUGGGUCAGAGAGAUCCACGCGCUAUUCUUUUACUUUUUACAGUCGCUGUCAACGCUGGCUCUAAAACCAAAGUACGCGUCGCAGGAGACUCACAUACGUUUCCAAGUGCCUCAGAGUCUCCAGAAUAUGUGUCUGAGUGCAGGUCUCCCGGCUGAGCUCCAUCAGGACCUUCUCUUUCUCUACAUCAGACCUCACACUCAGGGCAGAGGCAUGGCUGUUUUCUCGGUGUCGCUGGCCGACUCCAGCGGUCGUCUAGUGCCGCCGCAACCCAGCGAGGUGUCGCCACGCGAGGGAGGGUGGAACCCUGCCAAUUUGGACCUCACUCUCUCGGUGUGCGCCCAAGGAACUGAGGCAGUACUGGAGGACGACCAGGAGUCUCCGGACAGAGAUGAAGGGUACCAGCUGAAGAUUGACAUAUGGGAAAAAGGCAACGUCGGAAUCACUGAUCUAUCGGCAAAGCUCCACCUCUGUUUGAAACAGGCUCUCUGCGACCACAUCUUGGAGUUGUACUUCCUACCGCAACCGAUUGCUCGUAUCGACGAAAUGCUUCAGUUUGAAGACUCUCCCUCGGCUACUAGUCCGUUUGUCGUCCUCGAGCCAUCGCCUCCGGAGCCCUCCCGCAGAGAAUCGCUGGACUCCCCACGGAGAACUCUCUUUGAAAAGGGCGAGGUCCGAGUCCCUAGCGCGCUGGGUUUUUUCCCACAGCGUUCCCACGAGAGUGGCGGGGUACUGUCCCCCGAUACCCCUGUUCAGGGCGAACCUCACCGGUCCCGCUGUGACACUGUCUCCGUAGCUGCAGCCAUGGACGACGUAUUCCACUCACUGGACACCUCGGGGAAGGACGACACCACUUUCGAUCCACCGUCCGAAGUGGCGUCCUCCACUGCUGGGCUCGAAGCUGCGUCGUCCACUGCAGGUCUUACGUGGCAGGAGAAGGAGCUGAACCGGAGAGAGACGGAGGCAAUAGACGCCUACCAGAGGGAGGCUCACCACGGGAGACAGGGAGUCCUGGAGAACACGUAUAGCUCUCUCAUCCCGCAGCAUUUCGCGGAGACUCGCCGACUCUCUUCGCGCUCCGUGGCACACUAUUCCUUCCCUCUCCUCGGGAGCUAUUCCUCCGAAGUGUUUCUCAACGAGACACUCAGUUUCUGCAGUGUCCUCUGUCCAGACCUGAGCCUCAGUGUCUUUAGACUGGGCUCCAAUGGUGUGUACGCUCACCACACCCCGCAGAAGACGUCGCGCAUUCGAUCGGCCGUCGAAGUGGAAGAGACAAAGUUUGUUGCUGUCGGAAGGAACCUGAGACAGUGGGACGAGGCUCGCUCGCCAGAUGUCGUGGAGAUCAGGCUCACUCAGCCGUGGAUUGAUGCCCAGACGAAGCAGUCACUCCAGAUGUUCCAUCCUCUGGACUCUAAGAAGAUCAGUAAGACUGUCGACUACCCUCUCACCAGCCUGGCCAAGGACAGACCCUGCUUCAUCCCUCGCCAGAGACUCCUCCUCCUCUCCCUCUCUCACAAAAUGGCUGAGCUGUGGCUGUACAACCUGUCUGAGGAACUGGUCACACAGAUGAGAAACCGGUUGGACGGGUUGAACAAGUGGCAGCAGACGAGGGUCGGAUUUCUCCAUCACCUCCUGGCCCAGAAGAUGGGGCUGUUUCAGCACACUCGCGCCCAGGACCUCCGCGAGUGGACGACACUUGCUGCCAAACACUGCUCCUCUCUGCAAGACACCGUAAUUCUCUACAGGAACCCAGCUCCCGUUUCAACUGCAUCGUCUCAGCGUCAGCAACGUCCCCAGCCCAUUCCGGCACUGGAAUCGCUGUACCAGGAGGCGGUCCCGACAGGCCACACCCCCCACACCAUGGACCCUGUCUACAACCACGGUCACCAGGUGAGGGAGAGCCACGCCCACUUCCGGAAGACCUACGAAAGCCGAGACUUGCUGGGGAAGGUUUUCACAUCUUGGCCGAACCAGAGUGGGGCGGGAGCUGUGCCUGUUGAGGCCUCUCUCAUCAGACAGCUAAAGAGACUCGCUCGUCUCCUUCACUUCUGCUCCUCCCGUCUCUCGCUCCGCCCACCUCCGGCUCCGCCCGGCCACACCCCCAUGCCCGCCCGUACGGCGUGGUUCGACGGAAUCCGCAACGAAGCCCUAUCUCAGUACAUACAGUAUCUGAAGACGCUAAACUUUGAGGAGAUCACCGAGCGGGCGUCGCCACAGCUUCAGCCGAGACGCGGCGGGGGCGGGAGCCACACCCCGACACGCCUUCCCCAGCCUUCCCCGCCCGUCUCUGCCCUCCCACACAAGUUUUACAAGUGCAUGCAGCGAUCGUGGACACACGGAAUAAUUCUCGUCGAGCUGACGUUUGUUGAGGAGAGAUUCGAUGUCAAACUACUGACACUGGAGAGCUCAAGACUCAACGGACAGAAAUCUCUCAAUCCUGAAGCCCACAGUCUGUUCUCCAGUGAGUGUGCCCGCUACAAGGACCUCAUCCACCUCCACUCCUUCAUGCACGACUUCCACCUCGGCGUGGUGCUGGGGAUGGUGAGCGGGGAGAGGGAGAUCCCUGAAUGGCUGGACCUGAAGGCCUUUCUCGAGCAGUUCACGAGAGAAAACAAGCAUCCACUAACCUUCAACAGACACAGACUAGAGAGAGGUCAGAUAAAGGUUCCGCUGCCCAGCGUGAAACCGACCCAACUCUACCACCACAUCCUAGCCCACUCUGACGUCUUCGACAUGCACACUCUGGAGUUGGGCCCCGCGGGGGGGACGUCAACGGGAUCCUCAUCAACCAGUAGCAUCUGUCUCCACAUCGACGUGUCUCCACAGAGCCUCGGUCCCACAACCUCCCCACAGCUCUCGAAACUCUUGCAAGACGCACACGAGAGCUACUCGAUCCACGUGGUGGCAAUGUGUGAGGACGCCAACCCUCACUGUCUCGUUCUUGCCUUCUACCUCCUCCUCGUGAACCUCCGGGACAAGUUCCCGAGACUCACACGGGAUCAUCACUCCAGUAGCAUCAUCCUCGCUCCCCUCUCUAGCCAGUAUAACAUUCUGCCGAGCCCCGACGAACUGGCGCAACAGAGUUCGGAAACGGAGCUCCACCUGAGCGUGAGGAAGCGCAGGAUGAAACUCGGGCUGGACCCGCACCAGCGGUCGGUUUCGUCGCAGCUGGUGGUCGACGGGGCUCUGAUAGCGGAGCACAUGCGGAGUCUCCAGGGACACUUUGAGGGCGUGGUGAAGAACGCACUGCACCACAUGAAAAGAGACGAACUGUGGAAACGAAUGCUGUACGGAGGACAUAAGACCGAUCCUUCCAAACCAGCCAUGAUGCAGGCGUCAUUCGAGCAGUUGAGAUGUGACGAAUUUCGAGAUCUCCUUCGACUGGUUACCGUGUGUCCACUGGAGAAACUGGACCCCCAGCUAUCGGCCCUCCGCAGACAGACCAAGAAAUGGUUCCGCCGUCUCAUGAGUGCAAUGAAGAUCAGGUUCUCAGAGAGUGUCCGAGUCUACAAGACUGAGAGUGAAAACUACUUUUUUACUGUGGUAAUUAACCCCGACUGGGCUGAUAUGGUUGUCCUGGCUCAGUCCGACAGAGACGGAAAGUCACAGGGAAUGUACGCUGUCUACCGCAAGCCAAAGGAAGGUAGUUUGGUCCCGCAAGACCAGAGGCCCCUCACGGCUCACGUGGAGGCCGACCGACAACACAUUGAAAACAUCGUCAAUUUCUGCUGCUGCUAUCUGUGGGCCAGUAUGCUUGACAGUACCCCUCCCCAACCUCAGUUGAAUCUACUCUAAAUGUUAUGUAGUGUGUGUGAUGAUGCGUGACCCCACCACCCGCCAAUUUUUUAAAAUAACUGCGCAUGCGCAUAUAUACGUCACAUUGUGGGGUUUUCCCUUCAAACGUCUUGAUUGCCACGUAUGCAAGGUUGACAAAACUGUGUGCACGUUGCUUGCUUUUCCGUUGGUAUAUAGCUGCGACAGAGAUGAGAGGCCGCAGAGAGCGAGAGUUUUCUGCACAGACUAACUCCUCCCCCCCAGCCCAAGGCUCUACAGCGGCUGCUGCAGGAGUCCCUGUCGGUGCUGUCUCACUGGUACUACGACAGUCACGGAGGGGGAGAUGAGACGGGGAAGGUAGGAGACGACGGGGGAGAAGGGAUUCCGCUCGUUCAGCUGUCUUCAAGCCCGGCUCCUAGACUCCAUCCCACUGCUGAGAGCUGUCUCUCUUCGCUCAGAGCCGGGACCGCCUCCAUUGCGACUGGUGGCGCCUCUCCCGACUUCCUCAACCUACCUGUCGGUGUUCAUCUGCACAUAUUCUCCUUCCUGGACGCCAGAUCUCUCUGUCAACUGGCGCAGACCUGUGGGUACAUGCACAACUUGACCCCUGACCCCUUGCUCUGGACGCGCCUCCUAGAGAGGGACGUGCAGUGCUGGAACGUGAUUGGUCACCUCUCGCACCCCCAGGUGUACCACGAGGUCUCCUCUGACCUCAGCCCGAAGCAGAUCUAUUGUCGUUGUCUGUGUCAUCGGGACAGGAGGCCACGGCAGUCGUUUGCCUACCCCAUCACCGGCCGACUCCGUUCCCUGUUCCGCAAGAUCCAGGGCCACGUUCCACGUCUGCUCAUGUUUGGUUCCGGACUGGAGUCCGUCCCGCUGGUCCGCUCCAUGCUGUGGGAGGCUGACUCUCCGUAUCAUCCCAUCGGCCUCUCCCCUGGCAAAGACGGUGUUGGAAGUGGUGUUUGCAUUCAGCACCGAGACACUGCAGUCAACUUGAUCACUCUCUAUACUUCCACCAGAGCAGAGAGGGAGGCAGCUAAUGCAGGGCAGCGGGCCAGAGUCAACAAACUCAUGUCAGCAGUCAGCAGUGGGCAGACAGACAGAGAAGGAGAAAGGGAGGGAGAACUGACUCCAGCAUUACAACAGCUCUGCAGAGAGUCUGAUGCAGCCAUACUUGUUGUGGAUGCUGGUCACUUCAAUGAAGACACAGUGAAACGUGGACUGCCUGAUGCUACAGUCAGUGCUCUCUGCCAACACCCUCCAGACCACACCCCUCCUCGUGUUGUCAUGCCAACCAAAUGAAACCUCAAACGACGACAAUUCGGCAGUGUGUCAGUCGGUCAUGGAGGUUGCUAAUGGACUACAGCUCUGUGACUUGCAUCAACCGUGGCAGGUGAGGUCCCUAGUCCCGAAGCAGUACCAAUCCCUGCAGGCCGGAAUGGACUGGCUCCUAGGAGCUGCUAACCUUUGACCUAACGCACACACCACCAUUGUCUUCUAAAUGUGAAAAAGAACUACAUUAUGAUCGAUGUCAAAAAAAACUGUUAAUUUAAAAUGUUCUACAAUGAGUGGUGGCUGGAGUCAUGCUAGAGGGGGGUUUCCCUGUGAUGUCAUAGAAUGUGUUUUGCGGCAGCUGUUUUGAUGACUUUUGCCGCCUUUUCCAACUCGUCCUCGGAGAGCUCCACACACACUGUCACUCUCAGACU
Messenger RNA from Geodia barretti, 5732 nucleotides. Lineage: Eukaryota; Metazoa; Porifera; Demospongiae; Tetractinellida; Geodiidae. The record is from the annotation of a GenBank genome assembly.